This is a messenger RNA of Penicillium canariense, 258 nucleotides long. RefSeq lists its product as uncharacterized. The record is from RefSeq and is a predicted model, not a curated record. The transcript has 2 exons. NCBI's taxonomy places the organism in Eukaryota, Fungi, Ascomycota, Eurotiomycetes, Eurotiales, Aspergillaceae. Bases 1 to 258 code for a protein of 85 amino acids.
AUGUUCCUUCGAACCGGAAUCGAGCCGGUGACCUUUCGGUUAUAUGAUAAUCCAUUACAGCCGAACGUGAUAUCCAACUACACCAUCGAAGGUUUGAUUGCGAAGAAUGAGACCGUCAUUGCCUCAUAUGUUACCAGGUCAUAUCAUCUUCAGCCCGCAAAUACAAAUGAAGUCUACGCUCUUUCGACCCUACUCCUGCAGCUGCUCACGGCGGCACUGGGGCUGAUUCAGAAGUACUGGUAUCUUUUUACGAAGUAA